UUCCACGCAUGCCCAAUCCUAUCGGUCUCUGAGGGAUGGGGUUGUGUAACGUCACUUGAGUAUUUCCGGGUCACGGUCGGCAUCUCUUUCCCCCGGAAACCUUUUCGUCAGCUUUAGUAGAGCUGGCGUUGUGAUUUUCCAACUAACCAAUGUCAGGAGAUGGCGAUGGCAGCACUAGAAGUCCCUCUACGGGAUCUUUGUCAGGAAUUGAGGUCCUGCCAGAACAGCCAAAGUAUGUGUGCUUGCUGUCUCCUGAGCUUGUUGCCAAGGCACGGGAAGAGCUUCAGGAAAAACCAGAGUGGCGGCUUCGAGAUGUUCAAGCACUCAGAGACAUGGUGUGCAAGGACUAUCCCAACUUGGGAACCUGUCUAGAAGAUGCUUUCUUGCUCAGGUUUCUGAGGGCCAGGAAGUUUGAUUAUGAUCGGGCACUUCAGCUUCUUGUAAACUACCACUGCUGUAGAAGAAGUUGGCCUGAGGUCUUUACUAACCUGAAACCAUCUGCUAUAAAGCCUGUAUUGGAAUCUGGUUUUGUCACUGUGCUUUCUCACUUAGAUGCUGAAGGGCGCCAUGUGGUUUGCAUUCGUCCAGAUAGAUGGACACCAAGUAACUACCCGAUUACGGAAAACAUCCGUGCCAUAUACUUAACACUAGAAAAGCUCAUUCAGUCGGAGGAGACCCAAGUGAAUGGAAUUGUAAUCCUUGCAGACUACAAAGGAGUCAGCUUAUCGAAGGCAUCUCAUUUUGGUCCCUUUAUCGCCAAAAAAGUGAUUGGAAUUCUUCAGGAUGGUUUUCCUAUUAGAAUAAAAGCUGUUAAUAUCAUAAAUGAACCUCGCAUAUUCAAGGGUAUUUUUGCCAUCAUCAAACCUUUUUUGAAAGAGAAGAUAGCCAAUCGGUUUUUCCUUCAUGGGUCAGACUUGAGUUCCCUUCAUCACAACCUUCCCCCAGAAAUCCUCCCAGAAGAGUAUGGGGGCACUGCUGGGAAACUGGAUAUCUCUACCUGGAAUGAGCUACUGCUGGCUUCAGAGGAUGACUUCCUGUAUGACUUCUCUCACUUGGCCAUCUCCAGUGACUGUUCACCCCAUGACCCACUGAUGAGUGGAGAGAUUGAUGAGAAGCAAUGUGAUGACUCUUUGCGAAGCCUGAAAACACAGCUCUAUUCCUGCUAUUAGCUGCACUUACAGCUUCCAAAAAAUCACUGUUCACAAAGAGACUGUGAACUUUGAUGUGUUCCUAAAACUGUAGCCUAUACAUAGAGACAACUGUGGCACUUUACCUUGGAACCAAAGCAAACUGAAAAUCAACAACAACAAAGGUAGCCAUGGAGCAAGGUGAAGUUCAAUCUGGCAAAUGGGCGCAGUUUCUGUCAGGUCAAGUGUUUCUGUGAUUUACUGACCCUUCACAAAAGAGCCACUCUCUCAGAUGAAAUGUCUCGUAUAAUUAAUAUCACAAAGAAAACUGCUAACAAAGCUCCUAAGCACAAUUAUUUGAGUGUAAUUAAAUUACACAACUUGUUUCCAAAAACAGAAAUAAACAGGACUUAUUUCCAGAUAAGAACACAGUUUUAACAUAAUUUAUUAUCAUAACUUAUUUCUAAAUAAGUAUGGUUAGGCUCAAGGAGUUAGUCUCUCUCACAUGCUCGAAGGGGCAAAAUAACUUACAAGUCUGACAGCGCAGAUCAUAUACCGUGUUCAUGCUGCCCUUUCAGUGAAAAAAUGUGACAUAAAGAUAUUUGGCUAAUUUUAUGGCAUAUUCACAUCUUAAUCUAAGGUAAUGAUUUUUAACUGCAACUGUUUUGAACUCCAACUCCCAGCAUUCUUGACUAUUUGAUAUGAUGGCUGGGUCUUUUGGAAGUAGAGGUUGAAAAUAUUAGUAGCCUAAAAAGGUUGGGAACCACUGAUUCAAUAGAUAAUUUCAGAUUGUUAAUAAUGAGCAUAAGUUUUUGUAGAUGGAUCAUGUAGGGACUGUCACUCUUGAGGAGCAAGUCUUUGACUUGAAAUGUGCAAGAGUUAGUAAGUACAGUGGUUAUCACUAAAUUCAGUGAAAGCACACAAUCAUUCUGCGUGUGUGAGAGAAAUGAAACAGUUUAUACCCAUACUUGAACAUGUGCAAUAGACAGGACCAAUGAAAAGGACUGAAGAGAUUUGUGUAUUAAAUGUUUAGCUGCCAGUUAAGAGACUAUUUUGUUAAAGUAGGUCUUCAGGCAGAAUGCAGAACUUGUCCGUAGUUCUAGAUGUCUAUGGUAAGAGAAAGAGGCUUAUUUAGGUAUUAUUUUGGGGUGAUGGCAUUUUUCAAAUAGUGUCUAAACCAAAUAUAGACAGGGUAUUGUACAAGCACAAUACAUGGUUUGUUUGUGGCCAUUUUUUCCAUUCAGUGUGUGGUAUUUUGUCAGUUGGACCUCAGUGCGGUUUUAGUCUUGGCUUUCUCUACCAAGGGCCCUUUCAGCGACCUCUCAGAACUCAUACAUCAGUGUUUUAGAUCCUCCUUUAUAUGGUUUUUAUUUUAAGAUCAUGUGUGUUCUGUCUAUCCAUGUAUUGAUAUUGUCUCUUUCUUCUUAGUAUUGUGUUAGGGAAGCACAUUCUGAUUCCAUUCUUCACAGUACAGUGACUACUACAGGCUCAAACCUUAAUGGCAAUUGGUACCCUGUAUGCAUUGCAGUAUGCAUUGACUGCUUCUUCAUGCUAAUAAGGUAGCAGGUUAACAUAUCAUCUCAUCUGAUAGCACUUUUAAAAUGACUGGAGCUGUUUGAAGACACAUUUUCUUUGUGCCAACUAAGACCAGAAAAUGGUGCUUAAUUGUAAAUAUGAAAAAAAGGUCUUCAGAAGGACUUUAUUGUAUUAUUAGUGCCAAACUUGUAUUUUUCAUUAAUCACCUGCCUCUGUAUUGCCAAAAGGUGAUGCUGUUUUGCCAGGACUGUACUUCAACUAGCGUUCCCCUUUGCUUAAGUACCUUGUUAUAUACAAACUAUCAGGAAGGUCAUGUCA
Molecule: messenger RNA, 2981 nt
Organism: Pogona vitticeps (central bearded dragon)
Lineage: Eukaryota; Metazoa; Chordata; Lepidosauria; Squamata; Agamidae
Gene: TTPAL
Product: alpha tocopherol transfer protein like
Cellular component (GO): membrane
Molecular function (GO): phosphatidylinositol bisphosphate binding
Source: RefSeq, a predicted model, not a curated record